Molecule: messenger RNA, 2318 nt
Organism: Panicum hallii
Lineage: Eukaryota; Viridiplantae; Streptophyta; Magnoliopsida; Poales; Poaceae
Product: peroxisomal acyl-coenzyme A oxidase 1-like
Exons: 14
Coding region: 102-2114 (670 amino acids)
Biological process (GO): lipid homeostasis; long-chain fatty acid metabolic process; fatty acid beta-oxidation using acyl-CoA oxidase
Cellular component (GO): peroxisome
Molecular function (GO): fatty acid binding; acyl-CoA oxidase activity; FAD binding
Source: RefSeq, a predicted model, not a curated record
GUCUUCCACGUCGCCGCUGUCGCUCGCCUACCCUAGUAAUCAAGCUAACCGAACAGUUGGGGGUAGCUGAGGCAACUGCAAAGCCGACCGGAAAGAGAGAGAUGGCCAUGGACGCUGCGGCGGAGGUGGACCACCUCGCCGCCGAGAGGGCCGCCGCGCGCUUCGACGUCGAGGAGAUGAAGGUCGCAUGGGCCGGCUCACGACACGCAGUCGACGUCGCCGACCGCAUGGCACGCCUCGUCGCAUCCGACCCUGUCUUCCGCAAGGAUAACAGGACCAUGCUCUCCAGGAAGGACUUGUUCAAGGAUACUUUAAGAAAAGCAGCGCAUGCGUGGAGGCGGAUCGUCGAGCUACGUCUUACAGAAGAGGAAGCUAAUUUGUUGAGGCUAUAUGUCGACCAGCCUGGUUAUGUUGAUCUGCAUUGGGGCAUGUUUGUUCCUGCUAUAAAAGGGCAAGGAACUGAAGAGCAGCAGCAGAAGUGGUUACCACUGGCUUACAAGUUCCAAAUAAUUGGGUGCUAUGCUCAGACUGAACUUGGUCACGGCUCAAAUGUUCAGGGCCUUGAAACAACUGCUACAUUUGAUCCAAAGACUGAUGAGUUUGUCAUCCACAGUCCAACUCUGACAUCUAGCAAAUGGUGGCCUGGUGGCUUGGGGAAAGCCUCCACUCAUGCAGUGGUGUAUGCUCGGUUGAUAACUGAAGGAAAGGACUAUGGCAUACAUGGUUUCAUUGUGCAACUGCGAAGCUUAGUGGAUCACUCACCGCUUCCUGGUGUUACCCUUGGUGAUAUUGGUGGAAAAUUUGGUAGCGGUGCUUAUAACAGCAUGGAUAAUGGUGUUCUGCGAUUUGAUCAUGUGCGCAUCCCAAGGGAUCAAAUGUUGAUGAGGCUUUCACAAGUUACAAGGGAGGGGAAAUAUGUUCACUCAGAUGUUCCAAAGCAGCUGCUUUAUGGGACAAUGGUUUUUGUUCGUCAGUCAAUUGUUGCAGAUGCUUCUAAGGCUUUGUCUCGCGCUGUUUGCAUUGCUGUACGAUACAGCGCAAUCCGAAAGCAGUUUGGCUCUCAAGAUGGUGGCCCUGAGACUCAGGUCCUUAAUUACAAGACUCAACAAAGCAGACUCUUUCCAUUGCUGGCUUCAGCAUAUGCAUUUAGAUUUGUGGGUGAUUGGCUCAACUGGCUAUACAUGGAUGUCACCCAGAAACUGGAAGCUAAGGACUUCUCGACACUGCAAGAAGCUCAUGCAUGUACUGCUGGUUUGAAGGCUGUGACAACAUCGGUAACAGCGGAUGCAAUUGAAGAAUGCCGAAAGCUCUGUGGUGGGCAUGGUUACUUGAACAGCAGUGGGCUUCCUGAAUUGUUUGCUGUUUAUGUUCCUGCUUGCACCUACGAAGGAGACAAUGUUGUUUUGCUUUUGCAGGUUGCACGUAUUCUAAUGAAGACUGUUUCUCAAUUGGCUUCUGGGAAGCAACCUGUUGGUACAAUGGCUUACAUGGGCAAAGUACAAUAUUUGAUGCAAUGCAAAUGUGCUGUCAAUACUGCUGAAGAUUGGCUUAACCCUGUUGCCAUACAAGAGGCAUUUGAAGCUAGGGCUCUCAGGAUGGUGGUAAACUGCGCCCAGAACGUAAGCCAAGCAUCAAGCCAAGAGGAAGGUUUCUACGAGAGGUCCCCAGAUUUGCUUGAGGCUGCGGUAGCUCACAUCCAGCUGAUCAUUGUAACCAAGUUCAUCGAGAAGGUGCAGCAGGACAUUCCUGGAGAUGGAGUGAAGGAACAGCUCCAGAACCUUUGCAAUGUUUACGCACUGUACAUUCUUCACAAGCACCUGGGCGACUUCCUGGCGACUGGGUGCAUCACACCGAAGCAGGGAGCGCUGGCAAACGAGCAGCUGGGCAAGCUGUAUGCGCAGGUGCGACCGAACGCUGUUGCGCUGGUGGAUGCGUUCAACCACACGGACCACUACCUGGGGUCCGUGCUGGGGCGGUACGACGGGAAUGUGUACCCGGCGCUGUACGAGGAGGCGUGGAAGGACCCUCUGAACGAGACGGUGGUGCCGGAGGGGUACCACGAGUACCUCCGCCCCUUGCUCAAGCAGCAGCUCAAGCUCUCCUCCAGGCUCUGAUUCUGCGCGUCUCUCCUCUGAAUGGAUGAACGAGGGGAAUAAGCCAGGAAAGAGGCAUUCUCGUAUGUCUGCGUGUGUAGUCAUUGCCUUAUGUGUAGGCACGCGAAUCAUAUGAUACGUUCAAUGCUCAAGUGCAUGAAGCAGUGGAACUCUGUCUGUAUCUGUCGAAGCUACUGUUGGUUGUUUACUUGUAUGUAACCUCCA